Messenger RNA from Cadophora gregata, 4208 nucleotides. RefSeq lists its product as uncharacterized. Lineage: Eukaryota; Fungi; Ascomycota; Leotiomycetes; Helotiales; Ploettnerulaceae. The record is from RefSeq and is a predicted model, not a curated record. The transcript is spliced from 5 exons. The coding region runs from base 1051 to 3774 and encodes 907 amino acids. Gene Ontology annotation, biological process: trehalose biosynthetic process. Gene Ontology annotation, cellular component: alpha,alpha-trehalose-phosphate synthase complex (UDP-forming); cytosol. Gene Ontology annotation, molecular function: catalytic activity.
CUUCCUUCCCACCCACCCACCGAUCAACCCUUUGGCUGUCUGUCUCUUUGUUUAUUCCCUGGUUCCUUCUUGCCAGUCUCCAGCAAUCAAUCCCGGAUUCUCCCGAGUUGUUACUCGGAUCAUCUCACUGGCAUAUAGUUGGUAAAAAUGCCUCGUCCUGGCUCUGUCCUCCUUGCUUUUAGCCACCACGAACUCUUUAAAUAUCCUGCCCAGUGAGAGUGCUCUCAGCCGUGGCCCAGGCCUCUUGCACAUCUUGGGCAUGGCUGGCCUUGCUUGCGUUUCUUGCGUCUCCCCUCCCCUCCCUUCCUUGCCAGGAUCAGGAUCUGCCUUCUGCCCUGCCUCUGUUUUCUGCCGCAUGUGCUUUGGCCCGCCCUCCAAAACCUGCAUCCCCUCCACCAUCCCAGUCACAAUUUUCAUGUGCCUGACGUAUGGGAAAAUAGGAACCCCGUCGUGCCCUGGCCUGCCACUGCCACUGCCACUGCCACUGCCAGCCUUUGACCUUCCUCCUCUCGGGAAGAUGCAACUACUGGAUAAUUUUCGUUACCUCACUUUGUCCCGAUCAAGGAAAUCCGUGAAGCGUGCUGAACACCACAGACAGAUGACUAUCUACGUGUAACUCCCUCAACAUCGCACCACCGCAACCUCGAAAAAUACUUCAACGCAGCUGCAUCCACAUCCCUUCGAGUCCGAGAAUAAGGUAGAGCUUGAGCGACCUCAAGAAGCUCACGACAUCCACAAGAACUUCCUCCAAGAUUCUACUUCCUCGGAUUGCUUUAAUCGGACACCUCCUCCCGGUAUCGUCGUCGCCAGCUUACCCGACUUCUAGAGCUUUCGUUGUACUACGCUGCUCCUGAACACAGCCAUUCUCAGGCAAACAUCAGCCCACAUCUUGUCCCGAUCAGUGUCAGCGCUCUUCCCCUCCUUUGACAAACCCCUCAUUACUACCAUACGAAAGUCCAUGAUUGCGCAAUUUCGAGAUCUCAACUCAAGUUUCUCUGUUCGACCCUUCAUACUGCGACCUGGCCUUGAGCUUCCGCGCAAGCUGUUAAAAUGACCGUCUUUGUGGUUUCACUGUUUCUUCCCAAUACCAUCAACUUCACACUCCCAACCAAUUCCUCGAGAGGUCGACCCUCCCCUCCUCGACGAACAACGACGAGGAUUGAUACGUCUGGCAAGCCAAGUCUUUUCGCCCAACAACGCGACCUUACCCCUCCACAGACACCGACUGUAGACGCAGACCACGAUAGCUUCUUUGCUGCGAGCGAGAACCAAGAUUUGCGCGGGCACUUUCCCAAGCAAGAGAAUCACAGAUCUACAAUUGCCCCCAGCGAUCCACACUCUCCUGCUUGGGGGUCUGGUCGUCUCUUUACCCAACCUCGAUCAAGAGCAAGCUCUCCUCCGCCAGCGGAUAUAUUGAAGCACAAUAAGACUGUUGCGAAGGCUAGUGUUCUUGGACGAGCAGGUGUCAAACAGCCACAACUUGGAAGAAGCGAUAGUCAUGAUCGCGUCUUCGCCCAUGCUGAUUGGACUGUGGUACCUGCUGACCAAGGUAAUGGUGGACUUCGAAAUGCUGUCCAAGCUGCGGUGAGAAAUGGGAAGCUACAUGACAAGAUCUGGGUUGGAACACUUGGAAUGCCAACGGACGCUCUCGAGGAUACCCAGCAAAAGCAAGAUAUUGAGGAUCGAUUGGCUACUGAAUACGACUCCUUGACCGUCUUCUGCAAGGACAGCGAUUUCGACGGACACUACACUCACUACUGCAAGCAGAUUCUCUGGCCAGUCUUCCAUUAUCAGAUCCCGGACAACCCAAAGAGCAAGGCAUAUGAGGACCACUCAUGGAUAUACUAUGUUGCUGUUAACCAAGCUUUUGCCGACAAGAUUGUCAAGAACUGGAAGCGUGGAGAUAUCAUCUGGGUUCACGACUACCAUCUUCUGUUAGUGCCAUCCAUGGUGCGAAAGAAGCUACCAGAUGCGAAGAUUGGGUUCUUCCUCCACGUUGCUUUCCCAUCGUCAGAGGUAUUUCGAUGCUUAGCUGUACGAAAAGAGCUUUUGGAGGGCAUGCUUGGUGCCAAUCUCAUCGGUUUCCAAAUCCACGAGUAUGCUCGCCAUUUCCUCCAAACUUGCAGCAGGCUGCUUUGUGUUGAGGCAACGAACGAUGGUGUCCAGCUAGAGGACCGGUUUGUCGAUGUUAUUGAUCUUGCAAUUGGUAUCGACCCCGUCGCAUUGGAUAUGAACCGUGCAGAUCCGGAUGUUGCCGAGUGGCUGAAGACCAUGCAGGAUCGCUAUCGUGGUAAGAAGUUGAUCGUUGCAAGAGACAAAUUGGAUCACGUGCGAGGUGUUAGACAAAAGCUUCUGGCUUACGAGCUGUUCUUGAACAAAUACCCGGAAUGGAGAGAUAAUGUGGUGAUGAUACAAGUUGCGACUUCGACUACCGAACAAGCCGAGCUGGAUGCCACUGUCUCGGACAUCGUCACUAGAGUCAACUCAUCCUGGGCAAACCUUGCCUAUCAACCUCUGGUCUACCUGAAGCAAGACAUCAGCUAUCCGCAAUACUUGGCCUUGCUGACAGUCGCUGAUGCUCUGAUGAUUGCGAGUCAGCGUGAGGGAAUGAACUUGACUUCUCACGAAUAUCUAUUCUGCCAAGACGGCAAAUUCAAGGGACACAACAAGAACGGCUCUCUCAUUCUGAGCGAAUUCACUGGAAGUGCGUCAGUCUUUGGUGGCAACGAACUUUCUGUCAAUCCAUGGGAUUAUCGACAGUGUGCCGAUGCCAUUAAGCAAGCCUUAGAAAUGGAGGACGACGAGAAGAAGAGUCGAUGGGACAAAUUAUACCAGGCCGUCAUGCAUCAUACUGCCGAGCAUUGGUUUACUGCUUUCCUGACAAGACUCAAUAAGGUGUAUGAUGAGCAACAUCGCCGAGACACUACUUCUGUUCCUCGCCUGUCAAUCAACCAGCUGGGACGACAAUACCAGCAAUCAGAACGAAGACUCUUCAUUCUUGAUUACGAGGGAACUCUUGCUUCUUGGGGUUCACCUAACGACAUCAUUCUCACGAGUCCUCAACGCACUCUUGACGUCUUGAACGACAUUCUUCAAGAUGAGCGUAAUACAGUGUACGUCAUGUCAGGUCGUCAACCUGAAGAGCUUGACAGACUGUUUAAGCGCGUUCCAAAUCUUGGACUUAUCGCGGAGAAUGGGUGCUUCCUCAAGGAAUUUGGCACGUCGACGUGGGUCGAGAUGGCCGAUCCCGAAAAGAUGCGCGCUUGGAAGGAAUCCGUUGAAGGUAUCAUGCAGUAUUAUCACGAGCGUACCCCCGGGUCGUGGAUCGAGCCAAGACAUUGCAGUCUCAUUUUCCACUACAAGAGCUGUGAGGAUCAAGAGAGUGCAAGUCGGCAAGCUGGUGAUUGUGCCAGUCAUAUCAACGAUGCUUGUGAAGAGCAGAGAGUACGGGCUAUCCCAAUUGAAGGUGCCGUUAUUGUCGAGCCUAUUGACUGGUCCAAGGGAACUGCAGCCAUGCAGAUUUUCGAUGGCCUGAAGAAGAACAUGGCACCCAAUGCUGACGAAACCUCACCCGUUGAUUUCCUCAUGGUAGCUGGUGAUGGUCGCGAUGAUGAGGUUAUCUUCCGCUGGGCCAACGAGCUUGGUCGCGAUGGCAAUGUCAAGAAUGUCACAACUGUUAGUUUGGGAAGUCGCAAUACUGAGGCAGGAUGUACGCUCACACAGGGAGUUACUGGUGUUCUUACGGUUCUUCAAAAGCUCGCUAUGAUUGCGUAAUUUCAUUUCAUCGAGGCGAUGGAAGUGUCAAAUCAACUUGCUCUUCUUCUCCGACCAGCAACGUUCUUUAGCGGGAUCUUUCGACGUUCUUUUGCAGCCCAUUUCUUGGUGUUUCCUUGGUCGCGAAAGUGUUUGAUGGAGGGUGCAGCAUAGCAAGGGCGUAACAAUGGGUAUUCAUAGGGACGGAAUGAUGGGAUUUUCUUGGACGUCCAAGCAUACAAUACGAUGUGUUAUGGAGUGGAAUGGUGUGAUAUCAAGGUAUGCUUUGAGAUGAGCAGACAUAUGAAGAAGAGCUUCGAUGGGGCCAAAAAAUGAGUAGUGGAAGCAUACAAGAGCGAUUACUAGGUAGCUACGGGCGGUCGGGCGGUCUUAGUGAUAGCUUGCUUACUGUGGGGGAAAUGAAUGACUGAAUGAAAAUGACUUGAUUGAGGACU